Messenger RNA from Penicillium atrosanguineum, 1296 nucleotides. RefSeq lists its product as uncharacterized. Bases 1 to 1296 code for a protein of 431 amino acids. NCBI's taxonomy places the organism in Eukaryota, Fungi, Ascomycota, Eurotiomycetes, Eurotiales, Aspergillaceae. The transcript is spliced from 7 exons. The record is from RefSeq and is a predicted model, not a curated record.
AUGAAGCGCUUGUUCAGGCCGCUCCUUGUUGUCUGGCUGCUCCUGCUCAGCUAUGUCGUUGCAUUCACCGAGUUAGAACUUCGAGAGGCGGUGGGAAGCGAACUGUCACCAUGCGCUUUCAAUUGCUGGGCGCAGAGUUCUGCAGCCGUAAAUUGCCCGCUUACAGAUACUACAUGCCAAUGUGAAGACCCGGACAACAGUGUUCGAGUAUCAAGGUGUGUGGUUUUUAAUUGCACAUACCAAGAUUCUAUUGAACUCUCAAGGGGUUGGGCGAAACAAUGCGAUCGACCACACAAUAACCACAACGCUGCAUUGAGAUCGGCGGCGGUUGGCAGCGGUAUUGCCGCAUUUCUGAUGGUUGGGCUUCGCAUAAUAGCAAGGUUCUACACGCUUCGGUUUUGGUGGGAUGACUGGUGUCAUAUCACUGCUGGGGUGCUUGCCAUACCCCUGACCAUCUUUAGUAAUCUCUGUGUCACCUAUGGCAUGGGGUACCACUUAUACGAUAUCAAUUUCUCGUCGAUGACUGAUGCUCGAGAUCUUUUCAUAUGGUAUUACAUGGCCGAAAUCUUCUACUGUGUCGAGAUCUACUUCAUCAAGAUGUCUAUCCUCUGUCUCUACGUUCGAAUAUUCCCGGAGACUAACUUCCAUCGAUACUUCAUCACCACAAUGGUUCUGUUGACUAUUUCCGUUUUGAUUCUUGUCCCAAUGAUUAUUUGUCAGUGUAUUCCGGUUCACAGCAUCUGGGACCUUCGCCGUGCCGAUGCCCGAUGCCUCAAUGUGAUCGGACUGGCCUACGCGAACGCAGGCGUGAACCUCGCAACGGAAAUUGCAAUCCUGAUUCUUCCCCUUCCUCUCCUUCAAAAACUUCGCGUGUCGAAGUCCAAAAAAGCCGCAUUAUACGCGAUUUUCGGCGCCGGAAUCCUCGUUAUUGCAAUCGCAUCCGCACGUAUCCCGAGCCUCGCGCACGUUAUCUCAAUCCAGGACCCAACAUAUGCGAACCAGGGAGUGUUCUACUGGACAUGUGCCGAGACAUCCGUUGCCCACGUCUGUGCUACGGCGCUGGCAAUCCGACCAUUAUAUCUGAAGCUCCGAGGGAUGUACCUUCUGAGGAAAGAGGGAAGAUCGAAUAUUCCUGGUACCGAUAUUCGCCGUGUCUGCUCAGUCUCGAAGCCCGGUGGUCCAAGGAGGGCAGAGGGCUGUGAAGUCGAAUUCUCAAAGGAAUCGCCCCAUAAUUCUAAUAGCUCACUCGCUAGUGCAGAGCGGUUAUCACGGGAGGAUUGCGCCUCCCCACGAUGA